CACAGAGAGAGAGAGAGAGAUAGUACUUACAUCAAAGGUGUUCUCUUACACUCCCUAAGAAAACAAUAGCUCACUAUUGUUUGGUGCUGCAAUAAAAGGCUAAAAAAACCAUGAAAUUUGGAAAGGAAUUCACAGCACAAAUGGUGCCUGAAUGGCAAACAGCAUACAUGGAUUACAAUCAACUUAAAUCCCUUUUGAAAGAAAUCCAACACUUCAAGCAAAGAACCAAGCCACCAGCAACCCCAGCCGGUCUUAAACGAAAGCUCACACUUUAUAGAGCUUUUAGUGGCUUAACACAAAGAUACAACCACCCCACAAGCCCAUCAUCAGCUUCUGAUGACAUUGAAAGCCAAGCCAUUCUUGUUAAUUCUGUGAACCAUGGUGGCUCGCAAAGUUAUCAAACUUCGUUUCUCAUGUCCUCCGAUGAAGGUGGUGAAUAUGAAUUGGUUUACUUUAGGAGACUUGAUGAUGAAUUAAAUAAAGUGGACAAGUUUUACAAGGCUAAAGUGGAGGAGGUGAUGAAGGAAGCAGCUAUGCUGAACAAGCAAAUGGAUGCUUUGAUUGCUUUUAGGAUCAAAGUGGAGAAUCCUCAAGGUGGUUUUGAUAGGUCUGUGGAGAUGACUCGUCUUGCUUCUGAUGUUGCUGCUUCAGCUGCUGCGUUGGCUGCUUCUACACCAAAAGGGGCCAGAGCAAGCUUUAGAAGAGUACCCAUGGCCAUGGAUGUGAUUGAAGAGGGUCCGAGCAGCCAUAGACCAUCAUCGGAUGAAUCAAGUGAUGAUAAAGAUGACAAAGAGGAUGAAAUUGUCAACCCAAAGGUUCAUAAACAGAAGCCAAAUAACCUGAAGGCCACUAGACCAGCUCCUCUUGAAAUACUUAGUCAAGUGAAAAUGAACAACACUCUAGAGACUCCUCGUUCAACCAUUAAGGGCUUACUCAAGCACCCUGUGCAGACAGAGCUGAAUUUUACCAAGGAAAAUUUGAGAAAAGUUGAAGAUCAACUUAAGCGAGCUUUUGUUGAAUUUUACCAAAAGCUUAGGCUUCUAAAGAACUAUAGCUUCCUGAAUACACUGGCAUUUUCAAAGAUCAUGAAGAAAUAUGAUAAGAUCACUUCAAGGAAUGCAUCAAAAUCUUACAUGAAAAUGGUGGAUAACUCCUACCUUGGAAGCUCUGAUGAGAUUACCAUACUUAUGGAAAGGGUUGAAGCUACAUUCAUCAGACAUUUCUCCAAUUCUAACCGCACCAAAGGCAUGAAAGUCUUAAGACCCCGGGCAAUGAGAGAAAGACAUAGGACAACAUUUUCCACUGGUUUUUUGGCUGGCUGCUCUGUAGCUCUGAUAUUAGCCCUUAUUUUAAUUAUUUGCGCACGUAAUAUCAUGGAUAAGCCAGCGGCAACAAAGUACAUGGACACCAUGUUUCCCCUUUACAGCUUGUUUGGAUAUAUAGUUCUGCACAUGAUUAUGUAUGCUUCCAAUAUAUACUUCUGGAGGCGAUACCAAGUCAAUUAUUCCUUCAUAUUUGGAUUCAAGCAAGGAACCGAGUUGGGGUAUCGAGAAGUUCUCCUCCUCGGUUUUGGUCUUGCAGUGUUAGCACUAGCCAUUGUGCUCUUGAACCUUGACAUGGAGAUGGAUCCAAAAACAAAAGAUUAUGGAACAUUCACCGAACUUCUGCCUCUGAACUUGGUUUUUUUUGUGUUCAUCAUAUUAUUCUGCCCAUUUAACAUCAUGUAUCGCUCAAAUCGUUUCUUCUUCCUUACAAGUCUCUUUCACUGUAUCUGUGCUCCUUUGUACAAGGUGACACUCCCAGAUUUCUUCUUGGCAGAUCAGUUCACUAGCCAGGUGCAAGCCUUGAGAAGUUUUGAGUUCUACAUUUGUUACUAUGUUUGGGGCGACUUCCAGCACAGAGAGAACAGGUGUGAAGAAAGCAAAGUAUACGAAACUUUCCUUUUCAUUGUUGCAGUAAUUCCAUACUGGUCUCGAUUCCUUCAGUGUCUCAGGCGCCUGUAUGAAGAGAGAGAUCCUAUGCAAGGAUAUAAUGGCAUUAAAUAUUUUCUGACUAUUGUGGCUGUUAUCUUGAGGACUGCUAAUAGUCCUGAUAAGGUAAUGGGUUGGAAAUUAUUAGCUGGGAUUUUCUCAGCCAUUGCAGCAAUUGUUGCUACAUACUGGGACCUUGUUAUAGAUUGGGGGCUUCUUCAACGUCGAUCUAAGAACCGUUGGUUGAGAGACAAGCUAUUAGUCCCUCACAAAAGUGUAUAUUUUGGAGCAAUGGUGUUGAAUGCGUUGCUGAGGUUUGCAUGGAUGCAGACUGUAUUGGGUUUCCAAGUGUCUUCCUUACAUAAAAAUUCCUUAAUGGCCAUUGUAGCUAGCCUAGAGAUCAUUCGUCGUGGCAUAUGGAAUUUCUUUAGAUUGGAGAAUGAACAUUUGAACAAUGUUGGCAAGUACCGAGCUUUCAAGUCUGUGCCACUACCCUUCAACUAUGACAAAGAUGAAGAUAAAGAUGAAUAGGUUGUUUCAACUUCCUACAUAAAUAGGAGUAAUAAAUUAUAUAUAAGAUCAAGGAAAAUGAGGAAAGUUCAAAUUAUUCUAAAAACUACAAUUUUUUUUUUUUUUUUUUUUUUUUUCAUGGGAGUUGUUGACAAUUGAGAGGGAGGUGCAUUAAUUUCUUUAUGAAGGCAGUCCAUGACCAUGACAGUCUCACAUGAUGUAUUUAUGUUGAUAAUUUCAAUUUUUAUGUUCCUUUUUCCUUAAUAAUAAUAGAUUUUAAUCUUCCA
Quercus robur (English oak) is the source of this 2767-nucleotide messenger RNA. RefSeq names its product phosphate transporter PHO1 homolog 3-like. Gene Ontology annotation, molecular function: inositol hexakisphosphate binding. The transcript has 13 exons. Bases 111 to 2501 code for a protein of 796 amino acids. Gene Ontology annotation, biological process: phosphate ion transport; cellular response to phosphate starvation. The record is from RefSeq and is a predicted model, not a curated record. NCBI's taxonomy places the organism in Eukaryota, Viridiplantae, Streptophyta, Magnoliopsida, Fagales, Fagaceae. Gene Ontology annotation, cellular component: Golgi apparatus; plasma membrane; cytoplasm.